CAUCGGUGAGCCACGAUCGCUAGUAUUGGGCACUACACUACAGUCUGGUAUUACAGCUAAUUGUAGACGAGGAAACACUUGUACGAAAAGCAAUAUAUUCGGAUUCAUCGUAUUUCCCCAAUGCAUGGCGUAGCUAAUCUCAGCUAGAUGCAGCUGCCGAUAUUACAGCCUUAGCGAGCCACCCGGGGCAGACUGCAAAUUAUCACCAUCCAGCUCCCCGGGUGGUCGCAACGCUAGUCGUGAUCGCUAAUGACGCCCGUAAGCCUGCUGUGGAGCGAAAGUAGCGUCCAGCUUUCAGCCGCGCUUACAUGGGGCAUUGGCAGAUCUCUAAAUACAACAUGUCCCGAGAAUGGCAACUCUAUAAAAAGGGUAGAGUUCGCCAGCUGUAGUUCCAUUGUAUCACUUCACAUCUACUCAUCACUUACUCUACUACAAACACUUACUCUUUUGUACUACCUCUCUUUCCAAAAUGAAGUUCACUCUCGCCCUUUCCGUUCUCGCUGCUGGCGCCUUCGCCAUGCCUGCUGAGGAGAUGAUGGAGAAGCGCACCGGUCCCGGUAUCGUCUCUGCCGCCGAGUCCCAGAAGGGCAUUGACUACGUCUACGGCGGCGGUGGCUGCAAGGGUCCCUCUAAGGGCGGCUACGACUGCUCCGGCCUCACCCAGUUCUCCAUCUGCAAGGCUCAGGGCAAGACUGUCCCCCGCACUGCUCAGGAGCAGUACCACUCCUCCAUGGGCAAGCACAUUCCCCGUGCUCAGGCCAAGGCUGGUGACCUCCUCUUCUGGGGCAAGGGCGGCAACUGCAAGACUGGCGUUGAGCACGUCGGUAUCUUUGUCAAGGCUGGCACCAUGAUCAACGCUGCUCACACCGGCACCAAGGUCCGUGAGCAGAGCAUCUGGACUUCCAGCGGUGGUCUUUCCAUCUGCCCUGAUGCCGUUCGCUUCUGGUAAAGCGCGACUCCAAGGAGCACCUUUCAAGAAACAACACCAAAAAUGAGUAUAUAAUGUAAACAAUAGUUAUUAUCAAUGUAAUAAUCGUAUUUAUGAUCAAAUACUAGCUUAAAAAGGGUGUUAGUUUGUUUCCAUUGGAAUCUACUUUGUCACGGGCAU
This is a messenger RNA of [Torrubiella] hemipterigena, 1108 nucleotides long. Lineage: Eukaryota; Fungi; Ascomycota; Sordariomycetes; Hypocreales; Clavicipitaceae. The record is from the annotation of a GenBank genome assembly.